Messenger RNA from Papaver somniferum (opium poppy), 1698 nucleotides. RefSeq names its product putative disease resistance protein RGA1. The record is from RefSeq and is a predicted model, not a curated record. Bases 1 to 1698 code for a protein of 565 amino acids. NCBI's taxonomy places the organism in Eukaryota, Viridiplantae, Streptophyta, Magnoliopsida, Ranunculales, Papaveraceae. The transcript has 4 exons.
AUGUUUGAAAACUUGCCUGAUAGUGUUUGUUGGUCUAUUAUCAAGGCCAAAGCAUUUUCUUUAGUUGGAGCAUUAGAGACUCCAAACAUGAUAUGUCUAGGAGAGAAAAUUGCAAAACAAUGUGGUGGUUUACCACUAGCUGCAAAUGUUCUCGAUUGGAAGAUUAAGAGAAAAACUUUGAUUCGACUAUGGAUGGCUGAAGGGUUUCUUCAUCCACCUCAUGGUGGAAAUCAAAUUUCAGCGGAAGAUGUUGGCAAUGAUUACUUCCAUUGUUUAUUGGCCAAUUCAUUUUUUCAAGAUGUCAGAAAGAAUAAGUUAGGGGAUAUAAAAACAUGCAAGAUGCAUGAUUUAGUACAUGAUCUUGCUCAGAGUGUCAAUGGUGUUCAUGAUAUCAAGAUUGUCAAUUCCUGUGAAAUAGAAUCUAUUUCUGGAUGUCGUCGUAUGCAGUUACUUUUGGACGAACAAAACUCAGAAACAUUUUCAAAAAUCUUGGAAAAAGCAAAAAAAUUGAGUUCCUUUUUCUCCCUGGAAAAUGAUCAUUUGGGAAUACAUUUACAUUAUAGCAAGAAUCUAAGAGUGGUUUGUUUACUUGGACGGCAUACUUCUCUAGCCAUUGAUCAGUCUCUGAUACUUAAGCUCAAGCAUUUGAGGUACCUUGACCUGUCUGAUUGUAUUUUUGAUGCACGACAUGACAUGUCCAUCCAUCAACUUUACAAUUUGCAGACGUUAGUGCUUCACGGAUGCGAAAACAUUAAGAAGAUUCUCGUAGGCAUUGGGUCUCUGAAGAUGUUAAGGCACCUUAAUCUCUCGUGUUCGGAUGUUGUAAAGCUACCUGAUUCUGUGGUGCAGCUUACUAAUUUGCAGACAUUAGAUCUAUAUCGUUGUAGAAGUCUAGUAGAAUUACCUGUGCAUAUUGGGUCUUUGAAAUAUCUAAGAGAGUUGAAACUCGGAGAUUGUAGCAAGUUAGAUGCAUUGCCUAGAGAAGUUGGAGCAUUGGCACGGUUAAGAUGCCUGGAUUUGUCACAUACUAAGAUCAAAGUAUUGCCCGAGGCAUGCAUUAGCAACCUGUGCAAUUUGGAAAUAAUCCAAUUUGGAAGCUGUGAGCUUCCCAAAGAAAUAAAAAAUUUGCCAAAACUGAGAAUUUUUAAACAUUGGAGAGAGAACGAAGAUGAAAUGCCUAGAGGUAUAGAAACUCUUACUUGCCUUGAAGUGUUAGAAUCUUAUGUGGCCAGGAAUAGAGAAACCAUCUCUAGUAGUGGUGACGCAGCUGAUAGUGGGAUUAUAGAAUUAGCCAAUCUAAAUUCUCUACGAGAGUUAACAAUUUGCUAUCUGGAGUUUGUGAGAAGUAGUAUUGAUGCGGAGAGAGCGAAGUUAAAAGAUAAGAUAAACCUCCAUGGGGAAGGGGUUCUGAUUCCAUUUGAGCUUUUUUUGUCUUGUUUAAGACCUUGGAGUUGUUGUUGCAGAUGUUUGUCCCAUUACAGAGAGUUUUCUCGUCCCAAUGGAUACUUUGAAGAAUCCAUCAUCUCGAUUAAAGUCAUGGAUAUGGCUUUUGACAAACAACAAUUCUGGGUCAUCUUCAAAUACCUCCCUGAAGAGUUUAUGAAUGUGUUUGUGGCUAAUGAAAUGGGGAAGAUGCUAGGAGAAGUCAAAGAGCUUGAUCCUGAAGAUACUAAGCCAGUUGACUCCAAUAAUGUAUGA